AUGUCAUUCAAAAAGAAUAAAAUUGGUGUAGCCAUCUACCAAUUUUGGGACACAAAGAUUCAUUUUCUUGAACUUCAUUAUCUUUAUAUCCUCAUCCUCAUAUUUAUCACUUCCGGCCUCUAUUAUUGUCAACCAGGCACAGAUUGGAAUUAUGUCGAUGCAUUAUUCAUGGCUACAACUGGAUCAACAAAUACCGGACUGAAUACGAUACCAAUGUCACAGAUGUCUACCUACCAUAUGAUUAUUUUAUACUUUAGUACGUUCUUAGGUAACCAUGUAUUGAUUUCCUUUUUCGUCGUCAUGGUAAGGCGAUACUAUUUUUCAAAACGUUUUGAAGAUGUCCUACUGGAGAAUCAACGAAGAAAAGAAGAAUACAAGAAAUUGAAGAAACAGCGACAAGAACAAGAACAACAAGAGAAAACAAUGUUUGACCCGAUCCGUAGACGAAUGUCACUUCUCUCCAUUCGAUCGACUCCAGUCCAAACCUCGAAAAGAUUUUCGGUUUUCAAAAAAGACAGCCGUCGUCGUUCAUUUGAUACACAGUCCGAUAAAGUCGUUGAUUCACCACAAGAAUUUAGCGCCAUUCAGAUGGGAAGACUCGAUGAAGAAAAUAAUGAGCCGGUGAGCCGAAGAAGCAGCGGAGUGUCACCACUUGAUCAUGAUACCGCAAGUGAGCACAAUGCAAGUAGCAGUCAUACAACCAGUGAAAACAACACGGACAGUACAGCCACUGAUAUGAAUAAUAAUAGCAAUAUAAGCAACAAAAACAGUAGCAGUAUACCUCACAAUCAACAGAUCACUUUUAGUGAAGACACAAACAUCCUUCGAGAACGAGAACGAAGAAAGUUCCAGCAGCAGAGCCACCGUGAAGACGACCUUGCUCCUCUUCACCGGACCAAUUCAGAGUUUGAAAUUAUGAGCCGUCCCGUCGCCAAAUCGGAAUUGACUCGACGAGAACGAUACCGUAUAGGCGGCACAGAAUACCGUGCGCUUGACAUGCUUGCGCGCAUUGUUCCUCUUUACUACUUGGGGUUCGUCAUCAGCUUUGGAUUCUUCUUUCGUAUCUAUGUUGCUGCUUCCUCCUAUGCACAAGAGGUCCUUGAAACAUCCAAUCCAACUGGCCCGGUCAACGCUUGGUUUUUCUCUUUCUUCAUGAGUCUCUCAUCAUUCACCAACCUCGGCCUUAACCAUCUUGAUGCCAGUAUGACUCCGUUUCAGAACGCGCCCUGUCCUCUGAUAUUGAGUAUCAUCCUCAUCCUGGUCGGAAACACAGCGUAUGCCAUCAUGCUUCGUUUUAUCAUUUGGGUCUUUUAUCAAUUGACGCCAAGAUCCAAAGUAAUGCUUCGAGAAACAUUUAAAUACUUACUAGACCAUCCUCGUCGAUGCUAUACCACAUUGUUCCCGUCAACCCAGACUUGGUGGCUUUUCAUCAUCCUUGUCAUUAUUACCGUGAUCGAGUUGAUUUGCUUUUUGGCCUUGAAUUAUUGGUUACCUGUUCUUUCUGGCAUCACCUGGGGAUCAAGGUUUUUGGAUGGUCUAUUUCAAUCUGUCGCCACUCGAAACGCCGGAUUCUCUGUGGUCAAUCUUGCCGAUAUCAAUCCUGGUACACAAAUAGUUUACAUUGUAGCCAUGUAUAUCAGUGUUUAUCCUGUGGCUAUCUCUAUGCGAAACAGUAACGUCUAUCAGGAAAGGGCACUGGGUAUCUUUAGAGGGGAGAACGAAGAACCGCAACAAUUUUCUGAAAACGAGCUAUCGGAAGCGCCUUUUAUUCGACUGAAACGACACUCGACGAUUACAAGUAUAGCAAACCAUUCAAAAAAGCUGUUGAAGGGACCUGAUUUUUUUGUAAUCACACAGAUUCAACGACAAUUGACAAGCGAUAUCUGUUGGGUCAUCACGGGUAUCUUUCUUAUCUGUGUCAUCGAAGCUCAGUCGAUCAUGUCGCCUUCUCCCGUGACCACUGCGACUGUAAUUUAUGAAUGUGUGUCAGCGUUUGGUAACGUAGGCGCGUCUACUGGAUAUCCAAACACAUCAACCUCGCAAGCUGGUCAGUACAGGACAUUAAGCAAAUUGGUACUUAUCGCAUUAAUGUACCGAGGUCGACACAGAGGUUUGCCUGCAUCCAUUGAUCGAUCUAUCUUAUUACCUUCUGAUACACUCGCGCAAAAGGAAAAAGAGGAUGAAUUACGUAGAAGAGCCACGUCAUUUUCGACAUAUUGUGAAACUGGAUCAUCUGCUUACCCCAAUGCAAGGGAGAACAGUAUCCAAGGACAACUGAUAUACACCCGUUCGUGUACGCUAUAA
This is a messenger RNA of Rhizopus microsporus ATCC 52813, 2304 nucleotides long. Its product is annotated as TrkH-domain-containing protein. The coding region runs from base 1 to 2304 and encodes 767 amino acids. Gene Ontology annotation, molecular function: high-affinity potassium ion transmembrane transporter activity. The transcript has 4 exons. Gene Ontology annotation, cellular component: plasma membrane. Gene Ontology annotation, biological process: intracellular potassium ion homeostasis; potassium ion import across plasma membrane. The record is from RefSeq and is a predicted model, not a curated record. Lineage: Eukaryota; Fungi; Mucoromycota; Mucoromycetes; Mucorales; Rhizopodaceae.